UGCCGGUCUUUUCUUGCACAGCCCGGUCACACUUUCCGCUGCAGCGAACUAGUUCCGGUUCCGAUCCGCUGUGGGAAAUUACAAGAUGUUUGGAUUGCUGCGACACCUGUUCAAAUUGCAGUUUCUCUUUGUUGUGGCCGCCAUUCUGGCCGGAUUCUACCAGACGGAGAUUAGGCAGUUCCUGCGCCGGCAGACGGACGACUACCUGGACCAGGCUGGCCAGGAUGCGGGCAUUCCGCUGGCCUUUUCAGCCGAUGACGAAGUCGGCACGGUAUUCACGCCGGCCGAGUUGGCCCGGUUCAAUGGCGAGGAGGAGGGCCGACCGCUCUACCUGGCCCUGCUGGGAUCCGUCUUCGAUGUGAGCCGCGGGAUCAAGCACUACGGCUCCGGGUGCAGCUACAACUUCUUCGUGGGACGCGACGCCUCGGUGUCCUUCAUUUCCGGCGACUUCGAGACCUACGACCCGGAAACAUCCGACGAUGUGCUCUCGCUGAAGCCGGAGGAUCUGAUAGGACUGGCCGGGUGGCGGGACUUCUACCAGAAGGACUACGUCUACAAGGGUCGGCUGGUGGGGCGCUUCUACGAUGCGAAGGGAGCCCCGACGAGCUAUCACCACAAGUUCCUGGAGCUGCUGCAGCAGGCGCGGGAUGCGAAGCGGCAGGUGGAGGAGCUGCGGGCCCGCUAUCCCGGUUGCAAUAUCGAGUGGAGCCAGGAGCGGGGCACCCGCGUCUGGUGCACCAACACCAGCGGCGAUGGGAAGGAGCGCUCCUGGAUCGGCCAUCCCCGCAAGCUCUACAGUCGCGGCAACAAGAGCUUCCAGUGCGCCUGUGUGCCCGAUUCCCAGCUGGACGAGAUCGAUGCCGGCGGCCAGGCGGCCCACGGAGACGCCAUGCUGAAGCCCUACGACAACUGCGAACCCCGCGCCCUGGAGUGCUUCUAUAGGGUGUAGCAGCUGGCCCUGGAUUUGUAAAUAUCUAGCACAUUCCGGACGAAAGUAAUAAACAGAUUAUCAGUUUU
Messenger RNA from Drosophila takahashii, 1017 nucleotides. RefSeq names its product neuferricin homolog. Gene Ontology annotation, cellular component: membrane; endomembrane system. NCBI's taxonomy places the organism in Eukaryota, Metazoa, Arthropoda, Insecta, Diptera, Drosophilidae. The record is from RefSeq and is a predicted model, not a curated record.